AUGCAAUCUAUUCACAGACUUGCGCCAGAGGAUUGCAAGAAAAUUCACUCCCAAGUAGUCAUAAGAUCUAUUUUGGACGUCAUUCGUGAAUUAGUUCAUAACUCAAUUGAUGCUGGUGCCUCAUGCAUUUCGAUCAAGAUAAAUCUUGAAUCUUUGAGCGUUUGUAUUGAAGAUAAUGGAACAGGGAUCUCUGUUUCUGAUAUGGGUCAAGUGGGAAGAAGAUACUACACAAGUAGAGCUUCCCAGGUCGAAACUUCGAACACAUUGCCUCAAGAACUGACGAAUAUGAUGCCCCCAGAGCUCACACGAAGCUUAGGGUUUAAGGGUGAGUCAAUUUCUUCAAUCGCAACCUUAUGCUCCAAAUUAGUCAUCCUUUCUGCUGUAAAGAAUGUCGUUCAUUCUAUGGUUGUUGAUGGUGAGAACUCAUCGUGCUUGAUAAAUUUGCUUUUAGAGUUUUUCAUGGUGAAAGUACCGACACAAGGUUCUAUAAUUAUUGUAAGCAGACUUUUCCACAAUGUACCUGUGCGAAGAAAAUAUCAUAAAGAGCAUUUUGGGAAAGACUUC
Metschnikowia bicuspidata var. bicuspidata NRRL YB-4993 is the source of this 564-nucleotide messenger RNA. It is a transcript of the gene MLH3, whose product is annotated as mismatch repair protein. The transcript has a single exon. The annotation marks the transcript as partial. Lineage: Eukaryota; Fungi; Ascomycota; Pichiomycetes; Serinales; Metschnikowiaceae. Gene Ontology annotation, cellular component: mismatch repair complex. The record is from RefSeq and is a predicted model, not a curated record. Gene Ontology annotation, biological process: mismatch repair. Gene Ontology annotation, molecular function: ATP hydrolysis activity; ATP-dependent DNA damage sensor activity.